Trachemys scripta elegans is the source of this 1517-nucleotide messenger RNA. Its product is annotated as nuclear cap-binding protein subunit 1-like. Gene Ontology annotation, molecular function: mRNA binding; RNA cap binding. The transcript has 10 exons. The record is from RefSeq and is a predicted model, not a curated record. NCBI's taxonomy places the organism in Eukaryota, Metazoa, Chordata, Testudines, Emydidae. Bases 48 to 980 code for a protein of 310 amino acids. Gene Ontology annotation, cellular component: nuclear cap binding complex; nucleus. Gene Ontology annotation, biological process: regulation of mRNA processing; mRNA export from nucleus; nuclear-transcribed mRNA catabolic process, nonsense-mediated decay.
UAUUUGCAGAACUGUUUCAGCUUCCAGUUCCACCACACAUUGAGGUCAUGUACACAACACUUCUGAUUGAAUUGUGCAAACUUCAACCUGGCUCUUUACCACAAGUUCUUGCACAAGCCACAGAAAUGCUGUACAUGCGUUUGGAUACAAUGAACACUACGUGUAUAGACCGGUUCAUGAACUGGUUUUCCCACCAUCUGAGUAACUUUCAGUUCCGUUGGAGCUGGGAAGAUUGGUCAGAUUGUCUUACUCACGACCUUGACAAGCCCAAACCCAAGUUUGUAAGAGAAGUCUUGGAAAAAUGCAUGAGGCUUUCAUACCAUCAGCGAAUAAUAGAUAUUGUUCCUGCUACAUUCUCUGUCCUUAGUCCUGCAAACCCAUCGUGUAUUUAUAAAUAUGGAGAUGAAAGCAAUAAGUCUCUUCCGGGAUACACUGUUGCACUCUGUUUGACCAUUGCCAUUAAAAAUAAGACCAGUAAUGAUGAAAUCUUCGGCAUCUUAAAAGAUGUGCCCAAUCCUAACCAGGAUGAUGAUGACGAUGAAGGCUUCACCUUUAACCCCUUGAAAAUAGAAGUUUUUGUACAGACUCUGCUCCAUUUAGCUGCCAAGUCGUUCAGCCACUCAUUUAGUGCUCUGGCAAAGUUUCAUGAAGUCUUCAAAACCCUCGCUGAAAGUGAUGAGGGGAAGCUCCAUGUGCUGAGGGUUGUGUAUGAGGUCUGGAAGAACCAUCCACAGAUGAUUGCUGUGCUUGUGGAUAAGAUGAUUCGGACGCAGAUAGUUGAUUGUGCUGCCGUAGCAAACUGGAUCUUCUCUCCAGAACUUGCUCAUGAUUUUACUAGGUUCUAUAUCUGGGAGAUCUUACACUCCACGAUUCGUAAGAUGAACAAGCACGUAGUGAAGAUCCAAAAGGAGCUAGAGGAGACUAAAGCAAGAUUAGCCAGGCAACACAAACGAGUAUGUAUCUUGUUUUGUAUCUUGUAAAUAGAUUAGCUUGAAGUAAAGCCAUGUACUUUUCACAUUUCAUUUCAGACUAAAUCCUACUUUUUCUGUGGCAAGAUGCAUGUCGGCUGAUGAGAGACUUGCUCUGUGAGAGACAAAAUAAAUAUUCUAUUAAUGUUUCUACAACAUCAGUAACACUUAAAUAUUGACUUGGAUUCCACAGGGAUUGUGAUCCUAACAUGAUCUUCAGAUACAGCUGUAAAGGCUGUUACAGCCAAGAAGUUAAAGUAAAUGGAGCUCCGUUUACAUUCCUUUACUACUUUUUUGGUCUUUCUCAUAAGUUAACUACAAAAGAACACUAAUUUUUUGUUGCCAAUAAUAGAUGCUUCAGUGACAGCUACCUCUCACCUAACUCAAUCUCGUUUUCUGUUACUUUCUUGUGUAGCAAUGGAAAUUGUAUUUUCAGUAUUUCAGCUUUACUGUAGUUGCAGAUCUCCAGUCAACAGGUUAAUCCAUUAAUAUUUGGAGGAUUUUCUUGCCAUGCUGUAUUAGGAGGAGAACAUCACCAGGCAGACAUUU